Lemur catta (Ring-tailed lemur) is the source of this 1716-nucleotide messenger RNA. RefSeq names its product methyltransferase like 9 (gene METTL9). Lineage: Eukaryota; Metazoa; Chordata; Mammalia; Primates; Lemuridae. Gene Ontology annotation, molecular function: protein-L-histidine N-pros-methyltransferase activity. The transcript is spliced from 5 exons. The coding region runs from base 243 to 1199 and encodes 318 amino acids. The record is from RefSeq and is a predicted model, not a curated record.
GUGGAAAGCGGCGCCGGCGGCAACGGCGUUCCGCAGGCGGAAGGGAAGGGGGAGGCGACGAGGCUGUGCGCCGGCCGCUCCUCCCCACCCCCCGCCUCGGCCCUGAAGGGGCUGGAUGGGCGCGUUGGGCGCGAUGGCUCGAGCCCCGGCGGCGGCGGCGGCGGCGGUGGCCGGAGGCGGCGGCGCCUCCUCCUCCUCGCCCCGGCGCCGGCGGUGAUCGGAGCGAGCGGCCGCGGCCCCCGAUGAGACUGCUGGUGGGCUGGCUGUGCCUGAGCCUGGCGUCCGUGUGGCUGGCGCGGAGGAUGUGGACGCUGCGGAGCCCGCUCAGCCGCUCCGUGUACGUGAACAUGACCAGCGGCCCCGGCGGGCCGGCGGCGGCCGCGGGCGGCAGGAAGGAGAACCACCAGUGGUAUGUGUGCAACAGAGAGAAAUUAUGCGAAUCACUCCAGGCUGUCUUUGUUCAGAGUUACCUUGAUCAAGGAACACAGAUCUUCUUAAACAACAGCAUUGAGAAAUCGGGCUGGCUAUUUAUCCAAUUAUAUCAUUCUUUUGUGUCAUCUGUUUUUAGCCUGUUUAUGUCUAGGACAUCUAUCAAUGGGUUGCUAGGAAGAGGCUCAAUGUUUGUGUUUUCACCAGAUCAGUUUCAGAGACUGCUUAAAAUUAAUCCCGACUGGAAAACCCAUAGACUUCUUGAUUUAGGUGCUGGAGAUGGAGAAGUCACAAAAAUCAUGAGCCCUCAUUUUGAAGAAAUCUAUGCCACUGAGCUUUCUGAAACUAUGAUAUGGCAGCUUCAGAAGAAGAAAUACAGAGUACUUGGUAUAAAUGAAUGGCAGAAUACAGGGUUCCAGUAUGAUGUCAUCAGCUGCUUGAAUUUGCUGGACCGCUGUGAUCAGCCCCUGACUUUGUUAAAAGAUAUCAGAAGUGUCUUGGAGCCAACUAGAGGCAGGGUCAUCCUUGCCCUGGUCCUUCCCUUCCAUCCCUAUGUGGAAAACGUAGGUGGCAAGUGGGAGAAACCAUCAGAAAUUUUGGAAAUCAAAGGACAGAACUGGGAAGAGCAAGUGAAUAGUCUUCCUGAAGUUUUCAGAAAAGCUGGUUUUGUUAUCGAAGCUUUCACCAGACUGCCAUACCUGUGUGAAGGCGACAUGUAUAAUGACUACUACGUUCUGGAUGACGCUGUCUUUGUUCUCAAACCAGUAUAAACACGUGGAGGUCGAAGUCUUCAGAGUCCGGACCCUCCAGGAUGCACCCUCUGGAAGAGGGUCUGUGUUAACAGUUACGUGAAGUGAGGGCCUUUGGGGACCGCCAUUCUAAAUAUCAUGUAGGAAUUUAAAAAGCCAAAAUACUAAUUAUUUCUUUGUAGUGUGUAAAAGGAAUGUUUUUAAAAAACAAAAACCCAACUCUUUGUGGAUUUUUAUCAACUCUUUACUCAGUUAGAGCCACACUUCAAUGCAGGUCACACUUCAAUUACGAUGGAAGAUAUUUUUUAUACUUAACUACAGUAGGGACUCAUUCCCAAGCAAAGCAAUAGUCAUGACUUCGUGGAACCAAUAAAUGGAUUGUUUUUAAUAAAAUGAAGACUGGCAAUAAAGCUGUCCAUUCACUUGCAGAUAUUGGUUAUAAGGUAUAGCCACUGAUACUCUUUCAUGUUUAGAGAUUCUUUCUGUUGUUAUUCAAGAAAAUGUUUUUAAUCAUGCUAAUAAACUUUUUUGGAGAUGA